This is a messenger RNA of Erigeron canadensis, 435 nucleotides long. RefSeq lists its product as uncharacterized. The transcript has 3 exons. Lineage: Eukaryota; Viridiplantae; Streptophyta; Magnoliopsida; Asterales; Asteraceae. The record is from RefSeq and is a predicted model, not a curated record. The annotation marks the transcript as partial.
CAUCCAAGACAUUCUUUCCAGACUCCCGGUGAAACCAAUGCGGCUAUCGAUGGUGGGCCCGUCACUCAUCUCAUCACACUCCACAAUGCGGCUCAUGAUGAUACCAUUAAAGCUGAACAUCUGAAUGGGUUAGUUUUUUUCACUUCCAGAAUUACAAAAUUUCGCGUCUGUUGUAAGCCCGGCUACUCGGUUAAGGCUCUUAUAUAUCCGUGUAAACUGAUUGAGUCUCUUUGGCUUCACAACUCUGGAAAAUCUCAUCAUAGACUCAUGUGUAUUUCUCACAUCAUUUCCUAUAUACGCCUCAUUGUGGUAUUGGAAGUGGCAAGAUCAGUUGGGUGGACUACAACUGCCGGGAUCCUUAUUUUCUCUAUAACAAGCUAUUCAUGGAGAAAAAUUGAUGUGAAACUUCCUUUUGAUAUUAGUGAGGGACAUUGA